Mangifera indica (mango) is the source of this 3782-nucleotide messenger RNA. RefSeq names its product protein ENHANCED DISEASE RESISTANCE 4-like. The record is from RefSeq and is a predicted model, not a curated record. The transcript has 5 exons. Gene Ontology annotation, biological process: regulation of defense response to fungus. The coding region runs from base 781 to 3627 and encodes 948 amino acids. NCBI's taxonomy places the organism in Eukaryota, Viridiplantae, Streptophyta, Magnoliopsida, Sapindales, Anacardiaceae.
CACGGCCUUUCUGCUUUGUUGAAUCGCUGCUACAGCUUUAUUUCAACAGUUCCAAUCAACCAAAUUCCAAUCAGGGUGUGUUUAUUUCUUCAAUCCUCUACAUGGGUCUUGCCUUUCGUCAACACCAAACACAUCACUGCUUUUUCAAAAACCAACUACAAAUACAAUACAAUGCAAAGCCAUAUUUACAGUAUUUCUUGUUCAGAUCAUAGAAAGUCCAAUAUGUUCCCGUCUAACCUACUUUAUGUUAACUAUUCAACUCGCUUUCCUUUCUAUUUUGCAGGAAAAUUGUUGAGAAUUGUGUUGGUUAUACUACCCUCUGAACGAUUCCUGUCAUGGGAAACUAAAGAAUCUUAGUUUUGUAAUUGGAUUUUCUCUUUCUCUCUUCAUUCUUUUUCUCUUUAUUUUCUUAUCGUUUUCUCGGGAAAAAAAGACGAGUCCUUGUUUGUCUUCUUGUUUAUUAUAAGUCAAGGUCCAUGUUCUUCAAUUGGAUUUGUAAUCAUGUCAUAUUCCUGGUUUUGGUUUUCAAGCAGGAAAUUGCGGGAAUUUCAUUCAAACCUCGAAGCUCACAAACAAAAAGAAACUCAACAUAGAAUAUUAUGCAUGUCAAAACUUUUUUCUAUACACUUUUUUAACCUUUGUUUUGAGCCGUUUUCCCUCUCAGUUUUGAAUUUUUCUGUUUUGAUCUUGAAGUAGAGUGGUCAUUGUUGCGUUGUUGUCAACGUGUUGUGAAUUUGAUCCGUUUUAAGAGUUUGGGUCGUCGUUUUUGAUGCAUUAAGAAUGGCCGAAGCAUCCAAAAUUCGUUUAGUUCGUUGCCCAAAGUGUGGGAAUGUGCUUCCAGAGCUCCCUGGCUACUCUGUAUAUGCAUGUGGAGGUUGUGAUGCUGUUCUUAUAGCUAAGAAGAAAGCGUUUGCAAGUGAGAUAUUGUGGGAGAAAUCUAAUAAGGAAAAGAAUGUGGAGAGUGAUGCGAAUCUUGCAACUGUAUCACAAAAAGUGAGUGGAAGUUUGGGCAGUUUGUCUGAGACUGACAAGGAGUGUGAUGGGAUUGAGCUUAAGCUUGGUAGGCGAAAAGAUAAAGUUUUGGCAGAAGGAAAUGUUAAUUUGGUUAGUGUUUCUUCUUCUUCAAGAAUGAAAGAUAUAGAGGUUUUAAUUGAUAAUGAGGAAAUUGAUUCUAGAGAAGAUCAUGAGGGUUUGAGGCUUGAUAAUAGUAAUUCUGGGAUAGAAAUUGAGACUGCUGGUGAACGUAGUCAGUCUCCGAAGUACCCGAUUAACGUUUUGGUUGGUGGAGAUGAUCAGGAUUUUAACUUGAAUAGGUCUAAUUCUGUUCAUUCAAGUGUUGUGAAAGGGGUUGAGGAAGUUUCAGCCAAAUCCAAAAAUUCUGCAGAGAUCAUAAAUUCAAGGGUGGUUGUGGACCAAGCAAGUGUACAAAAAGUGGGGGCUUUGGGUGUUGAUGAAGAUCCAGGAGAAGUUUUAGUUCAAUCAAAAUAUUUUACUGACGAAGGACCUUCAAACCACAAGCCUAAUUCAGCCUAUAGGUAUGGUGAACCAAUGAAGAACUUUGGGUACCAGGAUAGGCCUAAAAUAGUUGAAAGCUUAAAACUGAACCGACCUGGGAUUCUUAGGAAGUUGGACGAGUUGAAGGAACAAAUCAGUAGAUUGGAGGAUAAACCGAGGGAAGCAGUACUUGAUGACAAGAGAAUGACUCCACCUGAGUCUUCUAGGAAGCGUGCUGCUCAUAAUGUCUCAACUCAAUCAUUUACCAGGGGUAACCAUGUCCCAAAUCUACCUAAUUUCAGGCAUAACUGUGGACCUGCUACCUUUAUGAAUGAUCGUAAUUUUGAUUUGCAUAAUGUCUAUCCUCCUCUGAGGCAUGCCCCAACUAUGAUCCCAGGGUCUAACUAUGAGAAUCCUUUUCAGUCACAAAUGCUCAGGAGGCCGCCUGAUCAAACAUCCCUCCUAUACCCACAACAACUACCUCCUGACUAUAUUUCAGGACGGUACAUGAAUAACAAUCACGAUCUCCACCUAUCCCAUUCACAGGAACCAUAUUUUCAUCAGCCUGCAUGCUCAUGUGUGCACUACUGCAACAAAAAUCGGCAGGCUCCUCCAAAAGCCCCUGGCUCUAGUUUCAGCAAUAGAAGGGUUGUAAAGGACCAAAGGAGAUCCAAUUCCUACCAUCAUAUCAGAUCUGUUGCACAUGGUCCAAGGAAUUAUGAUCCUCUAGGUGGCAAUCCUCUUUCAUUGCACUCUCAAGAUCCUCAGUCACACACAAGAUGGCCAGUUGACAAUGAUGCAGAUGUUGAAGAUUUUUAUCAGAGUCUUCCAAAAAGAGUGGUGGCAGCCCAUGGCAAUAUACGGCUUUCUCAUCCCAUAGCAGGUGGUGCUCCAUUUUUAACAUGCUGUAAUUGCUUAGAGCUGCUAAAAUUGCCGAGGAAAGUCAUGAUAAUGGCAAAAAAUAUGCAGAAAAUAAAAUGCGGUAAUUGCGCAACUAUCUACUCAAUUGAAAUAAAGAACAAGAGUCUCAUAGUUUCUGUUGCUACCAAAACUGAGUGGAUAUCUAGGAAAGCUGAUGAUGGUUCGUUUGGCCUUGUUAAUAGAAACAUAGUCGACUCAAAUGUUGGUGGCAUGAACUCCUGCUCCAUUGAUUUUGAUAAUUCUGGUUCAAAUUUCUACUUUGCCGAUACCAAGCAGAAUCUCCAAUUAGAAGGGCCAAUGUUGAAAUUGGGUGAAUCUGAGAACCUGCAAUGCUGUUCAUCUUCGCCUUUAGUUUCUACUGAGGACCCAAAGAGCCGGGAUAGUGUUGUUGCCUACAGAGAUGCUUCCAAUUCUUCUGAUCUGCCUUCCAAAGAUGGCAUCUCCCCAACAAUUGUGGGUUCAAGUUUCAAUGAGCAUCUUGAUGAAUCCUGUUCUAUCUGUGCAGUGAGAAAUUCUGGGAAGGGAAACAGGAGUAAACGGUUAGAUGAAGAGAAAGAUAUCCUUAAGGAUGUUUCCUGUCAACAUUCUGGUGAGAAAGAUGCAUCAAUGGAAACUGAGGUGGAAGUAUCUUUUAACGAAUAUUUGUCUCAUGACUCUGAAGUAAGCAGAGAAGAAGAGAAACCCAGAAACAGAAAGGGGCAAAAAGCCUUCUUGGUAGGUCUUAUCAAGAAAAGCUUUAGAGAUUUCUCAAGGUCUAAUCAAAACAGGGUGAAUGCAAGACCUAAUGUUUCAGUUAAUGGGCGGUGUAUACCAAAUCGUUUGGUUAAAAAGGCUGAAAAACUUGCUGGUCCAAUUGAACCUGGAGAUUACUGGUACGAUUUUCAAGCUGGGUUCUGGGGUGUGAUGGGCCAACCUUGCUUGGGCAUAGUUUUUCCAUUUAUCAAAGAAUUCGAUUAUCGCAUGCCAAAAGAUUGUGCUGCUGGAAACACGGGUGUAUAUGUAAAUGGUAGAGAGCUUCAUCAGACAGAUCUGGACCUGCUUGCUGGCAGAGGACUGCCAACUAUGAGAGAUAAAAACUACAUUGUUGAGUUUUCUGGGAGAAUUGUGGACAAGGACUCUGGUAAAGAAUUAGAUAACCUUGGCAGACUCGCUCCAACAGUUGAGAAGGUAAAGCGAGGAUUCGGCAUGCGUGUUCCCAAAAUGACAUUGUAAUUCAGAUAUACCCAGUUUUUGUAGAUUCUGUUUCUCGUAACCUUGUAAACAAUGGGCAAUUCCCCUGCCCAUUUUCAGUAUGUGCUAUGUCCAUAUCUUAUGCGACAUGUAUUUGUAUUCGAAAUAGCUCAGUAUUAGUCUAUGUGCUUGUUUUA